GGAUACCUCAAGACAGUCCUGUCCACCUCCAUCGACACACAGGAGGAAAAGCUUGUGGAGAGAGACAGCGGAGCCUGGCAGAUUCAAGGAGAUCCCACCAUCCUGGUCACCCUUGCACAUAUAUUCAACCACUUCGCACCUCUCAUGUGCAAAGUGUACUUAGUGGAGGAUGUGCUGAUGAACUUCCUGUUGAGUAUUUUGGAGGGUGGAGGAUCUGUCGAAGAGCAUCCUCUUAUACAACAGCUGCUGGACCUUUUCUGGCUUCUCAUGGAGGACCACGAGGUGAGCGAGUGUCUGAAGCAGCUGAUGAUGUCUCUGCUGAGAGCGUAUCGUUUCUCUCCCAUCAUCCCUGAUCUGGGCUUUCAGAUUCAUUACCUUCGUCUGACCACAGCGAUACUCCGGCAUGAGAAGUCCAGGAAGUACCUGCUCAGCAACGUCCUGUUUGACGUGCUCCGGUCUGUGGUCUUCUUCUACAUCAAGACCCCUCUGAGAGUGAAGGAGGCAGGGCUGGAGGAGCUCAUCCCGACCACCUGGUGGCCCACACGCUUCGACAAAGAGGGCAAAGAUGAGAGGGACACAUGCGAGGAGACGGCCGAGGAGAGGCUGAGACGGCGAGCGUACGAGCGCGGCUGUCACAGACUGAAGAAGAGGAUUGAGGUUGUGGAGGAGCUGCAGGUUCAGAUCCUGAGGUUAAUGCUGAACAACAAAGACAAGGGGACGGGCGAAGCUUCUCGAUACAUUUUCCUGAACAAAUUCCGCAAGUUCCUUCAAGAGAACGCCAGCAAUAGAGGGAACCCCACAGUGUUGUGUCCUCCUGAAUACAUGGUGUGUUUCAUACACCGGCUCAUCACGGCCAUCAGGAGCUACUGGGAUGAAGGCAAGAGAAAAAGCCCAGGAUCCAUGUUCCCGUCAGACGCGUACGUCCCCCCUCAGCUCUUCUACAACGGGAAGGUGGAUUACUUUGACCUGCAGCGUUUAGGAGGACUUCUCUCGCAUCUGAAGAAAACGCUCAAAGAUGACCUGGCCGCAAAGGCCAACAUCAUCAUAGAUCCGGCGGAGAUCCAGGCCUCGUCUAUGGACGAUUUGGAUGAAGAUGAGGAAACUGGAGCUGCACAGAGACCGUCUGGUGCUGUGGCCAUGGGUGGCGCUUUGGCCCGUCCCAGCUGGUUGAGCUCCCCGACGCUGGGUAGAGCCAACCGCUUCCUGAGCACCGCCGCCGUCAGCCUCAUGACCCCUCGACGACCCCUCGCCCCGCCGGAGAAGGUCAAGGUCCGGACCCUCGCCGUGGAGCAGAGAACCGAAGAAGACAUCGAGGGAAGCCAUGGUAACGAUGGGCUGUUGCUGGGGCGACCGUUUGAAGAGCCUGACCAGCCAAUCACAGAGAAGUCACUGCUGGAGAUUCUGGACGGGGUUGUGAUGAUGUACAAUCUGAGCGUUCAUCAGCAGCUCGGCAAGAUGGUGGUUGUAUCGGAUGAUGUUCACGAGUACGCCGUCGCCCUAAAAGACACGGACGAGAAGAUCGCCCGAUGCCCGAGCAGAAGGCCGGAUAUUUUAGAAGAGUUGCAGAAGACCCAAAAAGUGUUUGCUGAAAAGCUGAACCACCUGAGUCGUAGGCUGGCCUGGAUCAAUGCCACCAUCUACUCCAAGGAGAAGAUGCUGGAUGUGUACUGGCUCCUGCAGGUGUGUAUCCGCGCCAUCGAGCAUGCGGACAGCACAGGCUCCCUGUUCGCAUUCAUGCCCGAAUUCUACCUCAACGUGGCCAUGAACAGCUACAGUGCCCUCAAAAACUACUUCAGCCCCUCCAACUGCAUGGAGGAGCUUCCAGGUUACAAGGACACACUCGCUCAGCUCGCAGCCAUUCUCGCCAAACACUUCGCUGAUCCGCGCAUCGUUGGCACCGAUAUCAAAGAUUCACUGAUGCAGGCUUUAGCCAGUUACGUGUGUUACCCACAAUCCCUGCAUGCCGUCGAGAGGAUCCCAGAAGAACAGUGGAUGGCUAUGAUGAGGAACUUACUGGCUCCAUAUGAACAGAGACCUUGGGCUCAAACUAACUGGAUCCUGGUUCGUCUUUGGAGGGGUUGUGGCUUUGGCUACAGGUACACACGUCUGCCUCAUCUGCUGAAGACCAAACCGGAGGAUGCAAACCUGCCCAGCCUGCAAAAGCCCUGUCCAUCACUACUGCUGCAGAGACAUAUGGCUGAACUCCUUAGUCAAGACAAAGACAUGGCUGCCAGUUUCCUCAAUAGCGUCUUAAACCAGCUCAAUUGGGCCUUCUCCGAAUUCAUCGGCAUGAUACAGGAGAUCCAACAGGCAGCUGAGCGGCCUGAGAGGAAUUUCGUGGACACGCGGCAGUUAAAAGUGUGCGCGACCUGUUUUGACCUGUCUGUCAGUCUGUUACGGGUCCUGGAGAUGACCAUCACUCUAGUGCCGGAAAUAUUCCUGGACUGGACCCGCCCCUCCGCCGAGCUGCUGCUGCGCCGAUUGGCUCAGCUCCUGAACCAGGUGUUAAAUCGAGUCACGGCAGAAAGAAACCUCUUUGACAGGGUGGUCAACUUGCGCCUCCCAGGCCUGGAGAGUGUCGAUCACUACCCCAUCCUAGUGGCUGUUACAGGGAUAUUGGUGCGCAUUCUGGUCGACUCCGAUAAACAAGGGAUCUCAAGGGCUGCGUCUGUGCUGCUGUCGGAUCCUUGCUUCCAGCUUCGCUCCAUCCAGUACCUGCUCGGAGAAGGAGAUGCCGGAGCCGCCAGCGCCGACUGCAAACACUUCUCUCUGCACACAUAUACGGACUACAUCAGCACGGAGGAAGAGCAGAAGGUAGAACAGAUGCUAACUUUCCUGACGGAGGAGUCCAAGCAGGCAGCUGCCAGCACAGCGCCGACCAGUGAGGACGAUCUCUGCCCGAUCUGCUAUGCACACUCCAUAUCAGCCAUCUUCAAGCCCUGCUCCCACAAAUCCUGCAAGGCCUGUAUCAAUCAGCACUUAAUGAAUAACAAGGACUGCUUCUUCUGCAAGGCCACUAUCACUGGAGUGGAGGAUUACACCAAACCAGCCAGCUCUUAGUGCGCCCUUUAUACACACACACACACACACACACACACACACACACCUUUUUGGUGUUCAAAAAUCCACAUUAUGUACACUUUCCCCAAAGACUUCACUUCAAAAACACACAUGUUCAGGUUGGACUCUUUGUUUCCACUUAGUCCAUGUAUGGUCACCAUCCCGUCACUGUUGGUUCUGCCAGCAUUGCCCAUCUGCACUGGUGUAUCAUAACAUGUUGUCCUCUGACGAAUGGAACAAGGCCUUGCAAGGCAAUAGCUCUUCCCAGGUGUCUUUGUGAUGAAUGGAUGAGAUCCUGUUUAGAGCCGUGUGCUCAUGGUGCUUCUGAAGGAGCAGCUGAAAAGCUGAAUGUGGAAGAUCUGCUGAGAGUGAUGGAGAGUGUUUCGCCACUGUCUCAAUCGCUUCACAUGUUGCCCUGGCUCUUUUUCUCAUCUGAUUUCUGAUUUCAUCUCCUCUCUGCUCAUUUCUAUUCUAUCCUUUCAUCUCAUCUAUUUUAGUCUUUUCUUUUCUCCAUCUCAUGUCUGCCUCUCUAAUCUACUCUAUUUUCCUGUCACCUUUUAGUCUCUGCCCAUUUUGUCUCAUCUCCUCGCUUUUGGGUUUGUUUUUUUCUCUCUUUUUCUCUUAUUCUUCUAUCACAUUCUAGUCUCUCCUCAUCUCUUCUUUUCUCUCAUUAACAUGUUUAGUCUCUGCUUUCCUUCUCAUGUUUUCAUCUCACCUCGUUCUUCUCUUCAUGUCUCAAUCUUGUCU
This is a messenger RNA of Sinocyclocheilus anshuiensis, 3807 nucleotides long. Its product is annotated as E3 ubiquitin-protein ligase RNF123-like. Lineage: Eukaryota; Metazoa; Chordata; Actinopteri; Cypriniformes; Cyprinidae. The annotation marks the transcript as partial. The transcript is spliced from 29 exons. Gene Ontology annotation, molecular function: ubiquitin-protein transferase activity. Gene Ontology annotation, cellular component: cytoplasm. The record is from RefSeq and is a predicted model, not a curated record.